GGUGUUUUCGCUGGAGGCAGCGUGGCUCGGACUGUCAGGCGGGCUGAGGGAGUGUCUGCUGGGUGUAUGAGCUGGCUGACGUCUUGUUGGUGUGAAUGAGCUGAAAACACACACACACGUACACACACACUUGGUCAGACAACAGCUCGGCAGGCGAGACGAUCACGGGAAACGGAGGAACAGUUUUCUUUUAUAUCUUCUUCCCGCUUCCUUGCCCUCUUCCAUCUUUAUGACUUCGUGAAGACGAAAGCAACUCUGCCAUGGAGAGCUCCGUUGAGGCUUCCAAGACUAGUGUUACGUCGAACCCCAAGCCACCACUGGCCCCCAAACCUGGCCUCGCUCCUAAGCCCUUCUCUGUGCAGAAGAACACCACCAUCCGCUCCAUUCAUGCCCCAAAGACGCUCCCCGCUACCUCGAAAAUUCAAAAAUCAGAGCCUACAGGUGUCUCCAAACCGACUUUGACCCCUCGUGCUCAGAAAACAUCUCAGCCGGCUGUCACCUCAAAUGCAAAACCAGGCUCUCAAAGUGAGCUUCCCAAAAGUGACCCAACAACAACCAAAGCUAGUGAGGCAGGUAAAGAGGAAACUCGUGAUUCCAGUGUAGGAAAAACAGCCUCACAAACCAGUCAGCCCGAAGAGACAAAGAAAUCUGAGCUUGUCCAGAAAGACGACAUCACCCAAACAAACCACAAAGCUUCUGGAGAUGUUGCAAGUAACUCAGAGCAGAACGACGGAAAAGCGAAGGAAGAUGAAACUCAAGCUUCUGUCGUCAAAAUGCGGAAUCACUCAGGCAGCGAUGGUUCCUCUUCAACCGAUGAAACAUUUCGUUGGGGUGGUGCUAGGAAGCGUCUGUCCAUGGAGCUCACCUCAAAGUUUGAGUCAGGCGGUCUGUCUCUGCCCCCGCAGCCUACCACAGCUAUCUCCACAUACAACACCAAAGGGCGUUCAAAUAGGCUAGUAUCUCCUGCUCCAGAGCAGAAGCAGCCAUCUCCAGAGCAGAAGCAGGCAUCUCCAGAGCAGAGGCAGGCAUCUCCAGAGCAGAAGCAGCCAUCACCAGAGCAGAAGCAGCCAUCACCAGAGCAGAAGCAGCCAUCUCCAGAGCAGAAGCAGCCAUCUCCAGAGCAGAGGCAGGCAUCUCCAGAGCAGAAGCAGCCAUCUCCAGAGCAGAAGCAGGCAUCUCCAGAGCAGAAGCAGGCAUCUCCAGAGCAGAAGCAGCCAUCACCAGAGCAGAAGCAGCCAUCACCAGAGCAGAAGCAGCCAUCUCCAGAGCAGAAGCAGCCAUCUCCAGAGCAGAAGCAGCCAUCUCCAGAGCAGAGGCAGCCAUCUCCAGAGCAGAAGCAGCCAUCUCCAGAGCAGAAGCAGCCAUCUCCAGAGCAGAAGCAGCCAUCUCCAGAGCAGAAGCAGCCAUCUCCAGAGCAGAAGCAGGCAUCGCCAGAGCAGAGGCAGGCAUCUCCAGAGCCUUCAAACAAAGAGAGCGAUGACGGUGAAGUGAAAGAGGAUUACACCGGGGGAAACAGCAUAAAACGCAGAAUUAGUCAACUGUUUGACUCUGCGUCGAGGCCGGAGGCCAUGCCGAAGAGGGACGAACCGGAAAUCUUAAACGGUAUAGGAGGGGUGAAGGAGCGCAUCAAAAAUUGGGCUGCAGAAACAAGUUCUGAGGGUCCAAAGAUGGAGAAGAAGCCUCCGGCUACAUCCCGAGCACGCUCCAAGAGCUUUGAGCCUGCAACUUCUCCAACAGCAGUGAAAACACCAAAAACUUCAAAUCUCAGACUUUCUGCCGAAGAAAUGCCGCAGAGUCCGACUGUGGACCCCCCGUCAAAGGUCUCACCUGUUGAACAACCAACAAAGUCCCCAACAGAAAUGCUAAAACGUGUUCAAACUGAAAAGAAAUCAUCAGAAAGUGCUGCAGAGAGCCCACAAGAGGCGAACAAAUCAACGGAGGUUGACGUCCAGUUGCGCACCCCUAACCUGAGUGAAGACGUACCAAAGGGGAACAAUGUCAAACGUCGCUCUGUUCGCUUUGGCACCGUGCAGAGCGAUGAUGGUGGGCCUCCACUGAUCCUAGGCUCGGAUUCUGAUUCUGACACUGAAGAAGAAGAAGAAGAAGAAGACGAAGUAGAAGAAGAAGAAGAGGAGGAGGAGAGUCCUGGAUUUACAGCUGAAAAGGAAGUCCCUGAUGUAGUGCCUGUCUAUAAAAGAGUAGGAAUUUUUCAGAAAAAUUAUGAUGAGAGUCAACGGCAAGAAGAAGAAAGAAAGAAACAUCUGGAAUUUGAAGAACGGCGGCGAGCAGAGGAGAAGGAACAAGCAAGGCUUCAGCUAGAACAGGAGCAGAAAAGAGUGGAAGAAGAAAAGGAAAAAGAAAGGGAAAGACAGAGGGAAGAGCUCAGGCUUAAGGAAGAGGAGAGGGCAAGGCAGAAAGAGGAGCAAAUUAAACAAGAGAUGGAGGAGAGGGAAAGGGAGAGGCUAAAGGAAGAGGAGAGACUGAGGGAGGAAAGAGAAAGACAGAGACUAAAAGAAGCGCAAGAGAGAGAGAAAGAGCUGAAGCUGAAACAGGAAGAGGAGGAAAGAGAGAAGGCAAGACAGAUAGAGGAAAGACUCAGAGAAGAACAGAGAGAGAAAGAACGAUUAAAGGCAGAGGCUGAGGAAAAGCAGAAGGCUAUUUGCAGGAAGCAGGAAGAGUUGUUGAGGGAAAGACUGAGACAGGAGGAUGAAGAGAGAAAAAGAAGGGAACAGGAGAGGAAAAUACAGCAGGAAAAAGAGGCAGAGAUGGAGAGGCAGAGGCUGUUAGAAAAACAGAAAGAAGAGGAGAGAAAGGAAGAGGAAAGAAGGAGGCAGAUUGAAAAAGAAAGAAUGGAACUGGAGAUGAAAUUACAGAAGGAAAAAGAGGAAGAGAUGGAGAGGAAGAGGCUGUUAGAAAAACAGAAAGAAGAGGAGAGAAGGGAAGAGGAAAGAAGGAGGCAGAUUGAAAAAGAAAGAAUGGAGCUGGAGAUGAAAUUACAGAAGGAAAAAGAGGAAGAGAUGGAGAGGAAGAGGCUGUUAGAAAAACAGAAAGAAGAGGAGAGAAGGGAAGAGGAAAGAAGGAGGCAGAUUGAAAAAGAAAGAAUGGAGCUGGAGAUGAAAUUACAGAAGGAAAAAGAGGAAGAGAUGGAGAGGAAGAGGCUGUUAGAAAAACAGAAAGAAGAGGAGAGAAGGGAAGAGGAAAGAAGGAGGCAGAUUGAAAAAGAAAGAAUGGAGCUGGAGAUGAAAUUACAGAAGGAAAAAGAGGAAGAGAUGGAGAGGAAGAGGCUGUUAGAAAAACAGAAAGAAGAGGAGAGAAGGGAAGAGGAAAGAAGGAGGCAGAUUGAAAAAGAAAGAAUGGAACUGGAGAUGAAAUUACAGAAGGAAAAAGAGGAAGAGAUGGAGAGGAAGAGGCUGUUAGAAAAACAGAAAGAAGAGGAGAGAAGGGAAGAGGAAAGAAGGAGGCAGAUUGAAAAAGAAAGAAUGGAACUGGAGAUGAAAAUACAAAAGGAAAAAGAGGCAGAGAUGGAGAGGCAGAAGCUGUUAGAAAAACAGAAAGAAGAGGAGAGAAGGGAAGAGGAAAGAAGGAGGCAGAUUGAAAAAGAAAAAAUAGAGAAGCAGGAGCAGGAGAGAAAAAUGCAAGAGGAACUGGAAAGAAGGCAGGCAAACCAACUCAAAGAAAAGCAAAGACUGGAGGAAGAGAGAGAAACAAAACAAUCCGGGUUGAACAACAUGCAAGAGAAGAGUUUGAUGCACAAAGCAGAGUCAAAUCUAAUCAGUUUUGAAUCUGAAGAUUGGCCUCAGGAGUCAAAGUCACCACUUUCCCCCUCACCAAACAGCUCUGGGCCCACAGAGAAUCUGAUGAAUGUGGUUUAUGAUGACUUCUCGGUCAAACAGAAUCCGAUCGACAUAGAAUUUGAUGAUUUUUCAGUCAAACCGAUAAAAGUGACGUCACGGCGUAAAACAGAAAACCGUCCGGUUUUCCAUAGUUGGGAUGACUUUCUGGAUAAAGAGGAAGCGAAGGGACUGGUGCCUGUGGAUGUCAAAACUGAGAAAGCCGAGGAAGACAAAAUAGAAAAACCAGAGCAGUGUCCGAGUACACCUCCUUUGCAGGAGAGAGAAUGGGUGGAGGAGAUAAAAGAUGAGCCAGCUGAGAAGCAGCUCAUCUCUCUAGACGUGAAGAAAGAGGAGAAGCUAAUCUCUCUUGACGUUGACGAGGAGGAGGAAGAGGAGGAGGAGAAGGAGACAGAAACCGAGGAUGAGGACGAGGUGGAAGAAGAAGACAACCAAGAGGAUCAGACUAACAGUUUCUCCACAAACAAUGAAGACAAGGACACUGAUGCUUUGAUAGACUUUGGCCUUAAACAUGACCAGCAGGAUCCAGUCUGGGAACAAACACCUGAAAGAAACAGUCCACACCCAGUCCCUGACGAAGUACCUGAAGUCUCAUCUGAAGACACCGCAGAUGAUCUGAAAGAGCCAGAGUUUGCCCCUUUUCCCGAGAGCUCCACUCCUCUCCUUGACACCAGUGCACAAAGAUCCAAGGCGGAUCUGGGAAAGAGGCGUAUUCGAACACGUCCAUCACGCAAGCUGACCGCAGGGUUAGCUCAGAAGGAAAUGCAGGAUUGGAGGACCCAGGACUCCACAGCUGAAAAAGAGACAGUUUCAAAAGAAAGGGAGUCAGAUUCUGAGGAAGAACAGCCUAAACCCAAGGUAGUCUGUUCCCCGUCCCAGCGAGUGCCAGUGUUUCCUGGUAUCAGUCCUGCAGGCUUGCUUGCUCAACUCAAAAGGAAAACAAGUGGUGGAGGAACUGGAGUGAAAGAGGAAACCGUAGAAAGCAAAGCUAGCGAAGAGAAGGAACAUCAAGAUGAAGAAGUGGCACCAUCUUCCGUGGAGCUCUCGCGUUCUCCUCGCACGCCUGCCCGUCUGGCUGGAGCUACACGGGUGCUGCCAGUCAUAGGCAACAAGGAAGAAGGUGGUGCCUCCUCGCCUGCUUGGCUGAAAGAGCUGAAAUCUAAGAAGCGUAUGAGUCAGCACGGCAGUGACGCUUAGCCAGACGGAGGAAACACCGUGCCACUGCCAUUGAGCUCAGUUGCUGCUGCCGGCAGACAUGACCGCUCCAUCGUGUGCCCAGAGUGCCUUAUUUUGUACCUUCACUGGGAUGUUCACUUUUGCUGAACGCUCCUUUGAAAUGGAAUAUAAUGCCAAGUCUACGUGCCUGUGAUGUUUUAAUGCCAAGUACAUGUUAUAUGAAAUGUUGUGUAAGAAGCUCAAUGGAGAGCAAAUACCCCAGUGUCAUUUGGAGCAAAGUCAUGGACUGUCUGCCUGGAUUGUGUGAAUUUGUAAGACUGUCAUGUACUGACAGGGACUGAUGACACUAGGCCUUCAGCAGGAUAUCUACAUUCACACACACGCAGGCCUUUUUAUAGUUGUGAGAACACUCGUUGAUCACAUUGCCUACCCGCUCUCCCAACCCAACUCUUGUCAUGUUCUAAAUCCAAUUUUAACCACGUCAUUAUCAUCAAGUGUGAACCCUCGAAGAGACCUUUGAGGCUCUGGAUCCUCACAAUGCAGAAGUGCCCUCACGAUGAUUUAUAUAUAUAUUUUUUUAAAUCCUCAUAAACACAGAAAUACAUGUAUGAGGAGACACGUGUACAGAAUUACGAAAUAUAAAUAAUGCACCUUGUGUGUAUUUAGUUUUAAUUGUACAAAAUGCCUUUUAUGUUGUUUAACCGAUCACAAAGCAUCUCAAGUAAGGCUUGAAGCACUUUAAGAAAAGUUCUAGCAAAUUACCGUCCAAACAGCAAUAGAGUAAAAACUGUAGUGACAGAAUCCAGGGAUUUUUUUUGUGCUUUCUUCAUUUUGUUACAUCAUUAGUGUCUAUCUACUGUUUAAAACAAGAUCUCACAAGGCUUAAUUAAGUACUGCCUGAUUUGUUUAACCCACCCACUAGCUGGUUAGAGCGUCAACAGUGGGCUGAGAGGAUAUUUCUGGGGUGCAAUAACAGAGUCAGAAAAAAAAUAUGUUUAAAGGAGAAAAAUGCAAUAAUGUGCUUGAGGUUUUAUGUGCCUUUUUAAUGUUUAAGAGUGAAUGUCAUCAAAAUGGAAUUCAUUAUUGAUCAACUUACUGUAUGUUAAUGGGAAAUUGGGGAAUUUUAUUAAAAUGUUUUCUAUGAAA
Molecule: messenger RNA, 6173 nt
Organism: Oreochromis niloticus (Nile tilapia)
Lineage: Eukaryota; Metazoa; Chordata; Actinopteri; Cichliformes; Cichlidae
Product: trichohyalin
Exons: 10
Coding region: 261-5048 (1595 amino acids)
Source: RefSeq, a predicted model, not a curated record